Messenger RNA from Cheilinus undulatus (humphead wrasse), 3059 nucleotides. It is a transcript of the gene itchb, whose product is annotated as itchy E3 ubiquitin protein ligase b. Gene Ontology annotation, molecular function: protein binding; ubiquitin protein ligase activity. Gene Ontology annotation, biological process: protein K29-linked ubiquitination; ubiquitin-dependent protein catabolic process; protein K63-linked ubiquitination. NCBI's taxonomy places the organism in Eukaryota, Metazoa, Chordata, Actinopteri, Labriformes, Labridae. The coding region runs from base 151 to 2787 and encodes 878 amino acids. The transcript is spliced from 24 exons. The record is from RefSeq and is a predicted model, not a curated record.
UACGCCUACGAAGAUGGUGGAAGUUACUUCUUCCUUGAAGUGAAGCCCCGACAGAAACCCAAACACCCUGCACGCCGAGGACUGGGAAUCCUCCAAUUCGGUUUUCACAACUCCCCUAACGGAUUCUGGCUUUUAUCCCAGCCCUAUGUCAUGGCCAGUGGAGUCACCAAGUCGGGCACCUCCAAUGGUUACCCAAUGAAGGCACAGCUGCAAAUCAUCGUGCUAUCAGCAAAACUUAAAGAGAACAAGAAAAACUGGUUUGGUCCCAGUCCGUAUGUGGAAGUGACAGUCGAUGGCCAGUCUAAGAAAACAGAGAAAUGCAACAACACCCACAGCCCCAAAUGGAAGCAGCCGCUCACUGUGAUUGUGACUCCAUUCAGCAAACUCGUGUUUCGUGUGUGGAGUCAUCAAACCCUGAAGUCAGAUGUGUUGCUUGGCAUGGCCACGCUAAAUAUCAGCGAGACUCUCAAGUCAAAUGACAUGAAAAUCUCUGAGGUGGUGCAGACCUUACAGCUGUGUGCAGACAAAGACCAGUCAGACGUGGUGGGAGACCUGUCUGUCUGCCUGGACGGCAUGACUGUCGACCCUGAGAUGUUCGCCAACGCCGAAGCCAACAAUCACAGUACAUCAAACGGGGAAACACAGCCUAAUGGCGAUCAUGCUACAAGGCGGAGUCGAGACAACUCUCCAGCUGUUGACAGCAUAGAGCACCGGUCUUCUCCUGCUGGCCGGAGAUCAACAAACAACACAGGGUCUCCCUCUGUGUCAUCAGGGAGCUCGAGACCUCUCAGACCUCCCCGGCCCUCGAGACCUCCUCCUCCAACCCCCAGACGACCCACCUCAUCACCAGCAUUAUCCAGUAAUGGCUCCACUGCUGACACCAGUGACGGUCAGUCCGUUCCUGAUACACCAGUGCGAACAGCGGCCUCAUCAGCUCCAGACUCGAGUCCAUCGUCAGGCUCGGAGAGAAAUUCUGGAGCUGCAGCAACCAGACAGCCAACUAGCAGCAUCACCCCGGCUGUCACUCCCAGAGUCCCCGCUGUCAAUGCUGCGCCGCUGCCCCCUGGUUGGGAGCAGAGGGUGGAUCAGAACGGCAGGCUGUAUUAUGUCGAUCACGUGGAGAAGAGAACGACGUGGGAACGCCCCGAACCACUGCCCCCAGGCUGGGAGCGCCGAGUAGACCAGAUGGGGAGGGUCUACUUUGUCGAUCACAUCACAAGAACCACCACGUGGCAGCGCCCCACGGUGGAGACGGUGCGUAACUACGAGCAGUGGCAGCACCAGCGCAGCCAGCUACAGGGCGCCAUGCAGCAGUUCAACCAGAGGUUCAUAUUUGGGCUACAGGACCAGGCUGCUGCUACUCAGAAUAAAGAGUUUGAUCCUCUCGGUCCUCUGCCACAUGGAUGGGAAAAAAGAACAGACUCAAAUGGGAGGGUUUAUUUUGUUCAUCACCCGACACGGUCAACACAGUGGGAGGACCCAAGAACACAGGGGCUGCUCAACGAGAAGCCUCUACCUGAGGGCUGGGAGAUGAGGUUCACUGUAGACGGUAUUCCUUACUUUGUUGACCACAACAGAAGAACGACUACAUACAUCGACCCUCGCACUGGAAAAUCCUCACUUGAAAAUGGACCUCACAUCACCUACGUCAGAGACUUUAAAGCCAAAGUACAAUACUUCAGAUUCUGGUGCCAGCAACUGGCGAUGCCUCAACACAUCAAGAUCACAGUAUCGAGAAAAACCCUGUUUGAGGACUCCUUCCAGCAGAUAAUGAGCUUUAAUGCUCAAGAUCUGCGAAGAAGACUUUGGAUCAUCUUUCCUGGAGAAGAAGGCCUCGACUAUGGAGGUGUCGCCAGGGAGUGGUUCUUCCUGUUGUCCCAUGAGGUUUUAAACCCCAUGUACUGCUUGUUUGAAUACGCCGGUAAAGAUAACUACUGUCUUCAGAUUAACCCCGCCUCCUACAUAAACCCUGACCACCUCAAGUAUUUCAAGUUCAUCGGACGCUUCAUCGCAAUGGCUCUUUUCCAUGGAAAGUUCAUCGACACUGGUUUCUCGUUGCCCUUUUAUAAGCGCAUCCUGAACAAGCCGUUAGCCCUCAAAGACCUGGAGUCGGUAGACCCUGAGUUCUACAACUCCCUCAUGUGGAUCAAGGAUAACGACAUCGAGGAAUGCGGGCUAGAGAUGUUCUUCUCUGUCGACAAAGAGAUCCUGGGAGAAAUCUCCACCCAUGAGCUGAAACCAGGAGGAGGAGACAUCCAGGUCACUGAGGAGAACAAGGAGGAGUACAUCAGGUUAGUUGCAGAGUGGCGUCUGUCCAGAGGAGUGGAGGAGCAGACGCAGGCUUUCUUCGAAGGCUUUAACGAGGUCCUCCCUCAGCAGUACCUGCAGUAUUUUGACGCUAAAGAGCUGGAGGUGAUGCUGUGUGGUAUGCAGGAGAUCGACCUUACAGACUGGCAAAGAAACACGAUCUACAGACAUUACGCUCGAAGCAGCAAACAGAUCAUCUGGUUCUGGCAGUUUGUAAAGGAGAUGGACAAUGAGAAGAGGAUGAGGCUGCUCCAGUUUGUCUCUGGUACCUGUCGACUGCCUGUCGGAGGCUUCGCUGACCUCAUGGGAAGCAACGGUCCUCAGAAGUUCUGUAUUGAGAAGGUGGGAAAAGAAAACUGGCUUCCUAGAAGUCACACAUGCUUCAACAGACUGGAUUUGCCACCAUACAAGAGCUACGAGCAGCUGAAGGAGAAACUGAUGUUUGCCAUCGAGGAGACGGAAGGCUUCGGCCAGGAGUGAGAGAAAAACCAGAAGCGGUGUGGAUUUAGGAGUCUGAAGGAUUCAAAGACCAUAAGUGUUAAAUUCAGGGAGCCUCUUGAAAAGAGGCGGGUGGAGUUUGACGUGUUUGUGCCCAUGCAUGCAUGCACACACCUGUAUGGUACUUCCAUAGGUGCAGACUGUUGCCUGCAUGUUGAUGCAAAGCAGAGCUGGGGAUUUUUUUUUAUGUCUACUGUGUGUACCAUGCUUGCAGCAGGUCUGAGAGUUUGUAUUCAUUAAACCAAAACACAGAA